Stegastes partitus (bicolor damselfish) is the source of this 1356-nucleotide messenger RNA. Its product is annotated as gamma-aminobutyric acid receptor subunit alpha-5-like. Lineage: Eukaryota; Metazoa; Chordata; Actinopteri; Pomacentridae. Gene Ontology annotation, biological process: monoatomic ion transmembrane transport. The record is from RefSeq and is a predicted model, not a curated record. Gene Ontology annotation, cellular component: membrane. Gene Ontology annotation, molecular function: GABA-A receptor activity; extracellular ligand-gated monoatomic ion channel activity. Bases 1 to 1356 code for a protein of 451 amino acids. The transcript has 9 exons.
AUGGCCAGGCUCGUCCUUUCCCUCCUGCUCCUGUGCGGAUGCCAAAAUAGUCUCUGCCAGACGUCCUCGGAGGCUCAGAAGGAGACAGGCCCCAACGACAACAGCACGGUUUUCACCAGGAUCCUGGAUGGGCUUCUAGACGGCUACGACAACAGGCUCCGGCCGGGUCUUGGAGAAAAUGUCACCGAGAUCAAGACAAACAUUUUUGUCACCAGCUUCGGCCCCGUGUCCGACACCGAGAUGGAAUACACCAUCGACGUAUUCUUCCGUCAGAGCUGGAAGGACGAGCGUCUGUGCUUCAAGGGGCCCAUGGAGAUGCUGCCGUUAAACAACCUGCUGGCCAGCAACAUAUGGACUCCCGAUACUUUCUUCCUUAAUGGCAAGAAGUCUAUUGCUCACAACAUGACCACGCCCAACAAGCUGCUGAGGCUGAAAGAUGACGGCACUCUGCUUUACACAAUGAGACUGACCAUAUCAGCAGAAUGCCCCAUGCAGCUGGAGGACUUCCCCAUGGACGCACACGCCUGCCCUCUCAAGUUUGGCAGCUAUGCCUAUCCGGUGUCAGAGGUGGUCUAUACUUGGACUCAGGGAGCUGCGAAGUCUGUGGUGGUGGCAGAGGACGGCUCCAGGCUAAACCAGUACCAUCUUAUUGGGCAGACUGCUGGCACAGAGGACAUACACACAAGCAGAGGACAGUACACUGUGAUGAUGGCCCACUUCUACCUGAAGAGGAAGAUUGGAUAUUUUGUCAUCCAGACGUAUAUGCCGUGUUUCAUGACUGUAAUCCUGUCCCAGGUGUCGUUUUGGCUAAACAGAGAGUCAGUCCCUGCUAGGACUGUCUUUGGGGUGACCACUGUGCUGACCAUGACCACCCUCAGCAUCAGCGCCAGGAACUCGCUCCCCAAAGUGGCCUACGCUACUGCCAUGGACUGGUUCAUUGCUGUCUGCUACGCUUUCGUCUUUUCUGCCCUCAUUGAGUUUGCCACAGUGAACUACUUCACCAAGAGGAGCUGGGCCUGGGAUGGCAAGAAAGCUCUGGAGGCACAGCACCCUAAGAAACGAGACCCCAUGGUGCUGUCGAAGAAGCCCAACAACGUCUGCUCAGCGGGCGUCAACUACACCCCCAACCUCACCAAGGACGUGUCCAUUUCCACAAUCUCAAACACCACGUCGGUGCAGCUGCGAGCCUCCGAGACCAAGAUGGCGGACCCCAAGAAGACCUACAACAGCGUCAGCAAGAUCGACAAGAUGUCUCGGAUAGUGUUCCCCGUCCUCUUUGGAACCUUCAACCUCGUCUACUGGGCCACGUACCUUAACAGAGAACCGGUGGUGAAAGGAGUUGUCACCUCAACGUAA